UUAGAAGCAUUUUCACAUUUAUGGUGUCAGAAAAAGAAACUAUGCAGAACUCAAAGCCACUUCUCUUCCUGUGUGUGGCUUGAAGACUGAGCAUAUUUUGCUAUAUUAGUCAGCUUUUUUAGUCUCCUGUGCUGAGUCUCCUUUUAAUGUUAGAAAAACAAAUAUCUUUGCUUGUUGCUGGUAACAAAACCAGAGACCUGGCAAAAGCUGUUGUAACACUAGAGCUCUUUGUUAAGUGUAUUUGCUUUCAGCUGCCUUGGGGUGCUCCUCUGAUCAGUGGUAUCGGUGCCCAAAGGAAGGAAAGGGGGUGGAGAACAGCCACCAGUUUUCUUUAAGGAGAGGUAGUUAAAUAAUUAGAGUGCUACUCAUCUUUUAUAAGCAGUUUGCUUCCUGGUGUCUCUCUCUGAUGGCUGCUGAAGAGGUCCAGAAAUCCGAUGUCUACAAGACCAAAUAAAGAAACCCAAACCAUUUCUGCCACUGCUUACUCCAUCUCUUGACAAAUUGUCCCUCCAUCUGGUGCCAGUUCAAGCCCUAUCUGGGACACUGCUGCAAGCUCUCAUCUCUUUUGGGGCAACUUUCAGUGGAGAAAAGAAAAGGAAGUUAAAAGACAUGUGAAAAAGUCAAGACUGCUGUGACGUGGAUAACUGUUCAUAUUCCCUGGGUAGCAGAGACACUUAAAUGAUGAUCUGUGCAAAGACAGACAAAGUUAUUUUUCUUGUCAAUGGUAUGACACAGUGAAACACAUCAACAAUCAAGUAAGAGCACAGGCAUUUAGGAAACACCCAGACCAUCAUUCUGGAUGUAGUGGAACCCGUAGGACAGGAGUCUUAUGAAACAAGUGAAAUAGUGGAAUUUGGCAAAAAUGGCCUGUGAAUUUAAUCUGAACUUCCUUAAGGAAUUGGAACGAGAGGCUGUUCUGGAAGUCCUAUACCGUGACCAGAUGGUGAGAAAAACAGAGGAGGAAAGAAUAAGGAAAAUGAAACUGCAGCUGCAGCAACUUCGGUGGAAGGGGGCAAAAAAUGCAAGGCAUGAAUACCAGGAGAGAUCUUGUGCUCGCUGUCAGAAGUCACUGGGGGUGUUGAUGAACAGAGGCGCAGUGUGCAAUGGAUGCAGUCAUCGGGUGUGCUCGGAAUGCCGUGUCUGCCUGACCCCCUGCCUUUGGAAAUGCACCAUUUGUUACGCUCAUGGAGAUGUGAAAGUAAAGGCUGGUGAAUGGUUCUUUGAGGAACGAGCAAAGAAAUAUCCAGGUGAAGGCAGACAUGAAACAGUUGGUGCAAAGCUCUUGGAAUCUUACCAGAAUCUGAGUAAAAUUUCUGUCGUACCUCCAACUCCACCUCCUUUCACAGAAUCAGCAGCAGGAACCAAUGUGAUGGUAAAUGAACUUGGUGAAUCUAAAAGGUUUAAUAAAUCUGUGGAAAACUUGUUUUUGUCUCUCACGACACAUAUAAAAAAAAUAUCAAAGUCCCAGAAUGAUAUGGCUGACAGGUGUGUCCUAACCACAGAUUAUGGGAAGAAUGUGGAAAGAAGAAAGCAAAGAAGGAGCCAGUCUGACACUGCAAUCAACAUUACAAGCAGGAUGAAAAGUACACCCAGUCUGCAACAGCUCGUCACUGGGGCCCAAAAUGACAGUGAAACUCAGAGCAAAAGUAGUUGCCAGGAGGAAGAAGACAUGACAACCAGUCCUACAAGUGAUACAGUUUUCUGUGAUGGCAGAAAACAUGGGAGUUUGUAUAGUCUUAACAGCACUUGCACUGAGUCUGGCAAUUUUGGCAAGGCUAACAUCACAGGAGAAAUAGAGUUUGCCCUAAAGUACAACUUCAGAGCUUGCAUCUUGGAAGUUUGCAUCAAGGGAUGCAGGAACCUGGCUUAUGGAGAAGAGAAGAAGAAAAAGUGUAACCCGUAUGUUAAGGUUUAUUUACUUCCUGAUAAAUCUCCUUGGAGUAAGCGAAAGACAGCUGUCAAAAAGAGCUCAGUGGAUCCAGAGUUUGAUGAGACAUUGAAGUACAAGAUUGAAUACUCCCAGCUAAGAAGUCGGCAACUUCAGAUCUCUGUGUGGCAUGCAGGAGCCCUCAAAUACAGGGUGUUUUUGGGGGAAGUGGUGAUUCCCCUGGCAGCGUGGAAUUUCGAAGAGGACUCGAUGCAGUUGUUGGACUGGUACCCACUCAAACCCAAGCUUGAGAAGCCUGAAGAUGAGCUUAUCCAGUACAGCGGUGAGCUCCUCAUGUCUGCAAGGCUGUCAGUGCCAGCCCAGUAUCAAAAUCUCCAGUUUGAAGGAAACAGAGACCAAGGGGUUCUCAACUGCCAGCUUCAGGUUAUGAUAUUUGGAGCCAAGAACUUGCCCAUGCUGAGAUCUGCUGGAAUGCUGAACUCCUUUGUUAAAGGUUGUCUUAUCCUUCCAGACCAAGCAGAGGUAAAGCAAAAGUCUCCUGUCCUGAAGAAAGAAGCCUGUCCACAGUGGAAACACUUGUUUGUCUUUGAUGGUGUGACCCUAGCUCAGCUGCAGCAGUCAUGUCUACACCUGACUGUCUGGCACAAGUCAACUUUCAGCUCAAGUGAUCAGUUCCUAGGAGGAGCCAAGCUUGGUGCAAAGGAAUUUUUUGGCUCUAUGGACCUUGUGUCUCAGGCAGUGCUCCAAUGGCAGGAAGUGCUCUGCAACCCAAACACGUGGACGGACUUCACACUUGUACUGCAUUCAAAUAAGGAAAACUUUAAAUCAUGAGAGGUUAUCACACAACAAUUUUCUUUCCCCACAUCUGAUGUUUUAAACUGAAGUAGUACAUGCACUUCAGGUCUAGGAAAACAGACACUGCAACAGCAUCUAUUCCAGUUUUUGGGGAAUAGAAUUAUGUAUUUGAA
Corvus hawaiiensis (hawaiian crow) is the source of this 2856-nucleotide messenger RNA. RefSeq names its product synaptotagmin like 3 (gene SYTL3). Gene Ontology annotation, cellular component: exocytic vesicle; plasma membrane. The transcript has 16 exons. The record is from RefSeq and is a predicted model, not a curated record. Gene Ontology annotation, biological process: intracellular protein transport; exocytosis. Gene Ontology annotation, molecular function: neurexin family protein binding; small GTPase binding. Bases 863 to 2719 code for a protein of 618 amino acids. Lineage: Eukaryota; Metazoa; Chordata; Aves; Passeriformes; Corvidae.